CCCGCAAAAACCGACGAGUCGGAACCGAAAAAAAGUUCAGAGCCGUGAACUUUUUUUCGAUUUCUGCGGGAUAUCGUUCCACGCGACAUUUUAUGGCGCACAGCGGCAUUCUUUUGUUUUGUUUACUUCUGCCUUUUUUGAAGUGACAGAAGGUUGAGUAGGUGUCAGUUUUCAUCCGAUUUGUGUAGAUUAUAGUCGUAUUUUCUGUGUUAAGUUGUUCUGGAUAUUCACCUACCUACGCAUCAGUAUGGAACGUGCAAUGAGAGAUGAAGAUGGAGAAAUGAGUGGAGAAAUGGACUUCAACGAAUCAAUAAUUGAAGCAGUCAGGAAGUACCCAGGUUUGUGGGACAAAAAGUCGAAGGACUAUGCAAAGAAAAAGACUGUAAAAGAUCUUGAUUGGCAAAGAGUGGCAGCUGAGUGCAGAUGUGAUGUGCAAGCUGCCAAAGAGAGGUGGAAGUCUUUGCGGGACUACUAUCUGGCCAGAAAAAGGAAGACUCUGCCCAGUGGAUCAGCAGCACCUGCAGGUGGCCAUCAGCACCUAGGACCCUAUGGGAAUAUGCUCAGAUUUCUGGACCCCAGCACCCAGCGUGGGCCUACAACCUCAUCCAUGACCUUCCGGCUGGAUUCACAUGGAGGCGGAGAUGAUCCUGGAGGUGAUCCUGGGGCUGAGACCAACACUCACCCUCACAUCCUGUAUCUUGAAGAUACCCAAUAUGAAAUUGAAGUGACUGAGGAGAACACAGACGACACACCGCACUCACAUGAUACAACACAAAACACAUCGCGCGCUGACUACACUGAAAACACACCGCGCGUUCUGAGCACACGAAACGCACCGGCACAAAACACAUCGCGCGCUCACCACACUCAGCACACAACGCGCGCUCUGGGCACACAACACACACCGGGCACACAAGGCACACGGCUCGUGCACGACACAACGCACGCUCUGGGCGCACAAAACGCACCGACACAAAACACGCAGCGCGCCCACCAGACUCAACACACAACACGCGCUCCGAGCACACAACACACACCUGGCACACAAGAUACACCGUCCGCUGACGACACACACACACCGCGUGGCCAGGACACACAAGGUACAUCGGAUACACAAGGUACACCGCGCACCACAUCGGGCACACGAAGCAAGCGCAAAACAACAGACAUAGACUAUGCUAUCUUGGAGGAGCUAGAUAGGAGCAGGAGACAACAAUCUGACAGGGACUACACAUUCUGUAUGAAUGUGUAUGCUGAGCUGCAGCACAGGAGUGAGGCCACCAAAAAACUGAUCAAACGUGCGUUCCAGCAGAUCCUUGAUGAAUACGAGGACUGAAGGACACCCAUAAGUCACUGAGACUGCGACGUGUUUGUAUGUGUGGCUGUGGUUGAUUUUUUUUUUUUUUUUGUUUAACUAACUGGUGCCUUGACGUUGAUGCCUACGUGUGCAGACAACCUGUUUUGCCGUAUGUAUCUCUAUGGAUAUUUAUUUUGUAGCUGACGACGUUUGUUAUGUAUUGUCCUGGCGUUUAUAUCCGCAGGGAUGAAGGACAGACUGCCUUUUCUGCGAUAUUUACCUAUGGCUGUUAUUGUUCAAUUUGGAGUUGACAACGUUUGUUUUGUCGUUGCGUUGAUAGCCACAGCCCACAAGGACAGACAGCUUUCGUUAAGUCGUCUGUCCCUGUGAUAUAAGUUGUUCGUUUUGGUUAGCAACAGCCAACAGUAGUUUGUUGCUGACAUUCAUUCAAUACAUGGCUUUGCCGUGCUUG
Molecule: messenger RNA, 1769 nt
Organism: Amphibalanus amphitrite
Lineage: Eukaryota; Metazoa; Arthropoda; Thecostraca; Balanomorpha; Balanidae
Exons: 4
Coding region: 248-1336 (362 amino acids)
Biological process (GO): regulation of transcription by RNA polymerase II
Cellular component (GO): transcription regulator complex; nucleus
Source: RefSeq, a predicted model, not a curated record